GUACAUUGUUUUUGUACAGGCGCGUUGAUUGAACGUCCAAUUUUUAUCGUCAGACGCUGAUCGCAAUCUGACAUCAUCAUGAAGCUAGUUAGAUUUCUUAUGAAGCUCAGUCAUGAGACUGUCACUAUUGAACUCAAGAAUGGAACCCAAGUGCAUGGGACAAUCACAGGUGUUGAUGUUAGCAUGAACACUCACUUAAAAUCUGUCAAACUCACGCCAAAGAACAGAGAAACACAGCAGCUGGAAUCACUCAGUAUCCGUGGCAACAACAUCCGGUACUACAUCCUUCCCGACAGUCUUCCCCUUGAUCAGCUCCUUGUAGACGACACACCCAAGGCCAGGAUGAGGAAGAAGCAGCAAUCAUCAAUGGGAGGUCGAGGUCGUGGACGAGGAGGACGUGGAGGUCGAGGAGGUCGUGGGCGUGGUAGGGGUCGUGGUGGUGGUGGCGGUGGAGGAGAGAGAGGUGGAAGGAGAUAAACCCAGCGCUUUUCAUCUUGUCCGCAUCUUUUGUGUAAAACUGUUGUAUAUGGUUCGUAGUGUUCUAUCCCUACUGUUUCCAAUCAAACACUGUUUAUAAAUAUUUUCUGUACAGAAUGUGAACCUGUGAAAUCUCGACAGUGAAAAGUGAGGGGUAGAAAUCAGUCAUUAUUGAAAAGCUGUUAUGGAGCCUUUUCAUUCAUUCACCAGAGUUCAAAGGUUAUUUAACUAUUAAAUCAAUAUGACGGAGAAACUUGCAGGAGUGAAAGAUUUUCAGGAUUGUGUAAACAUAUGGACUUCUUAUUGCACAUGACACGUGAUCCUUCUUUGUGAUUUGAUUUGUUCUUGUAAAGAAUGAGUCAUAACAGUACUUAUAAAACUGUGUUCUUACUCGUAAGGAUGAGAUAUGACUGUAAUUGUAAAGUUGAUAAAUGCCAUACCUUUCUUUAGGAUACCAUGAUGUCGCUGACGAAGAAAUUCAUGCCAUUAAAUAAGGCAUUAAGGUUUCUGACAUAUUGAUGUUGAAUUGUCAACCAGGCAAACAAGACUGAGGUUUGGGCUAAUAUGUUGCAGAUUGGGACUCGUCAGAUGUUCUUUCUCAUUCUUCUUUCUUUUUGUGCAUAUAAGUUGGUUUCAUAUUUCAUAACCAGUAACUCAUUAUGUUGUCCUUGCAUUAAAUUACUGAUGGCACUUGAAAUCAAGUGCUUGCAAAGCUUAGCUGUUUGUACAGAAAAAAAAGUUUUAGCAUGGCAAACUAAAUCCCAUUAUGGUUGCUGAUGCUGAAAAUGCAUUUCAACAUUCUUCUUGACUCGCAUACUCGGCACAAAGAAACAUUUGGAAGAAUUUCUGAGUGUUCUGACAAACGUAAGAUAAAGUUGAGUUCUGGUCAUGCGAUUGCAUUGUGAAAGAAACGUUGUGAAAUCGAUCAGAAAAGGUUGAUCAUCUAGCAUAUAAGUAUUGGUGUGUACUGAAAGGUUCUGGAAUCAUCAAAAUGAUCAGAAAUUUGGCCCAGUCUUUUUAAAUUUUCAAGUACUGUACACAGGAGGAUGUAUAUGACUACACGAACAUGUGGCGUAAAAAUCUGUCCAGAUUUUUAUGAUGUUACAUGCCGUAUUUAGAAUAUUAAGGCAUUUGGAGAGCCAUGCUUUUCACAGAACAUUUUUUAUCUGAUGUUCUUCCACACUUGCAUAAUACAAUGAUAACGCUCACAAAUUAUUUUUCACCUCUUCCCAGAACUCAACCUUCUCUUUAAGUAGGAGAACAGGUGGACAUGCCAUUGUAAAUAGGUAGAGAUGAGUCCUUGAAUUCAUUUUUUGUCCAAUACCCACCCUAAGCAUGGUGAACACAGCCAUGUACAGAAUCUUGGGGUUAAGAAAAAUGUGAGGGUAUUUUUGUUUUCAGCUGAUAAUCAUGAAAUUCUUUUGUACCAUUUUCCCAGUAAUUUGUGUAGUAUUGCAACCUGAUUAAAGAUGUUGUUCAUACAUAUUUUGAAGAAAA
Messenger RNA from Strongylocentrotus purpuratus (purple sea urchin), 1974 nucleotides. RefSeq names its product small nuclear ribonucleoprotein Sm D1 (gene snrpd1). The record is from RefSeq and is a predicted model, not a curated record. Lineage: Eukaryota; Metazoa; Echinodermata; Echinoidea; Camarodonta; Strongylocentrotidae. Bases 79 to 477 code for a protein of 132 amino acids. The transcript is spliced from 4 exons. Gene Ontology annotation, biological process: spliceosomal snRNP assembly; RNA processing. Gene Ontology annotation, cellular component: U1 snRNP; U5 snRNP; SMN-Sm protein complex. Gene Ontology annotation, molecular function: RNA binding.